CCCUCUCUUGCCAUCUUAUUUUUUGUCACCAAGCAUAGAGCUAGUUAGGUGCACGGUAUAUUUCCGAUCCCCAUCGACCACUGAUAGCGAGGCAAAUGACCAUCCAGCGUCAUUCUAACCACCUAUGCACGCUGAGCCGAACAUAGUAGCCUUGUCCUCUCCCCUCACACUCCACGUCAGGAUUCUCCCCACAUUACCGGCCACAGGCAUCAUCAGCGUAGUAAACUUUGGGGGGAGCCAGAGAUCCGCGAUCCGCAUCAUCCGCAUUCUGGCGGUCAAGAUUGGCUGCCGUACCCUUGACCGAGGGCAAUGUGGAGGCAGCGCGGCAUUUCGGAAGGCGAUUCCGCGACAGCGGUUACGCACGGUUUCUCGUAGCAGCAGGAUGGAUGGCGGAAUGAGCGCAGUCCAAAGCCGCUACUACAUGGUUAGAGGAAUGCAGAUCGUGCAAGGGGGUGGAGGUGAUGGAGCGCCGGCGGAAAUGUCAGUUGAGAUAGAUGAGAACUGCUUGGACUUGAGAGCUGCGAAGAGAGAUGGUUUGGUGCGCGAAGGUGAUAAGGGGAAAAGCCUCGCCAAGAGUUCAACGGCGACCGACGCCAAUGCUUAUUUUGGGGGACUGGUUCAUGGCCUUAAUUAAACGCCAUCUACUACUCCAACGCAUCUUUAUCUACUCGGUUUUUAAUCAUAUUGCAUAAUCAAUCAUUUAUUCUGUAAAGGAAAUCAUCGAUAUACAGCAAAACAAGAGCCAUAUUGCACAUCAGAUGGUGCGGGUAUCAAGCAAAAAAU
Aspergillus wentii DTO 134E9 is the source of this 783-nucleotide messenger RNA. RefSeq lists its product as uncharacterized. The record is from RefSeq and is a predicted model, not a curated record. NCBI's taxonomy places the organism in Eukaryota, Fungi, Ascomycota, Eurotiomycetes, Eurotiales, Aspergillaceae. The transcript has a single exon. Bases 125 to 634 code for a protein of 169 amino acids.